Hyposmocoma kahamanoa is the source of this 923-nucleotide messenger RNA. RefSeq lists its product as uncharacterized. The transcript is spliced from 3 exons. The coding region runs from base 185 to 742 and encodes 185 amino acids. NCBI's taxonomy places the organism in Eukaryota, Metazoa, Arthropoda, Insecta, Lepidoptera, Cosmopterigidae. Gene Ontology annotation, biological process: mitochondrial respiratory chain complex I assembly. The record is from RefSeq and is a predicted model, not a curated record. Gene Ontology annotation, cellular component: mitochondrion.
AAAUACUUACGUUAACUACCGCACAUAGUAAUUUUUACUUGAUAUUGGCGAAAUCAUCUUUUAUUUCGAUGGAGCCAUAGCAUUUGAAAGAAUAAGUAUUGUUUCGGCUAAACGACAGCCUCCAAAUUGUCCUCUAAUAAGAUUUUUAUAUGAAAAAAACAACAAUAACAAAAUAAAAUUCAUCAUGGCUUUAAUGAGGUCGAAAUCGAACGCUAUUCCCGAAGAUGGCAUUGUGAUGGACGAAAUGGAAGCUACUACUUAUGUUUGGGAACUCGUCACUAACUGGGAGACUACAUCGGACACGUGGGCUCUUCGAUAUGGACCAGUAGUCUUAGGCAGCUUAAACGCAGUGUCGGGUAUUAUUAUCAACCAGCACUUCAGGCGGAAGCUUAAGCUAGGCAACUAUGGAUACUUUUCUUCCGUUAUACCAGUUUCAAUCCUGCCUGGGAUGCUCACAGCCUUAUUUCAUAGACAUUUACACCACUUUCGCACUAAUAGCUUAAAAUGUCUUUUUCAGUUUGCCAGUCGGUACUGCACGUACAGAGUUCCGGCCCUGGUGGAAGGUCCUAAAGUUGUAUUCCAAUUUCUCAGGAAGAUUACAAGACCGUUAACUGCUUCCCUGACUGCGUUAACAGCUCUACAGUUCAUAGCAUCCUCGGCAGUAACAUAUUUUGAAAUGAAAAACAACUUUACAAUGAGAAAAAAGAUGGUGGAAAUGGAGAACAAACUAUUAGCUGAAUAACUAUGGAUAUAAUUAUGUAGUAUAUAAAUAGACUGUAAAUAGAGAUUUUUAAUUGUGUUUUUUUUUUUCAAUUUGACUAAGAGAGAAUAUUAGUGAAAAUUGGCUACAUAAUUAAUAGACUCGUGCGUCAUUUUGCGGAAAUCCAUGUUAAUAAAACUGGAAAUCAAUUUCUUUGCUACUC